UUUCUUAUAUAUUUCUCAAAAUUGCAGCCAAGAAAGUUUCCUUCCGCAGAGCAAAACUGGAUAUGUACUCGCUUCAAAAUUCGGAUUCAGAUUGAUAAUACGGUGUGUAAUGCACUAUCAUAGUGCAUUUGUCAAAGGUCGAAAGCAAGUGUUACGUUUCCACGAAGUCGUUUAAAAAUUAGUGCCGACGCGCCAAGUAAGCUUAAAUAAAUUACAUAAUAAGAUUGUCCUUAGUGGUGUCAAAGAGGUAUAAAAGCAGUUCCAAGUUUAAGAGCAGCGUAGUUUGGACACAGCGAACGCAACAUGAUUGUUGAAACGUUGAUACCACUUUUCUUAGCCAUCCACAUUCCUGUCGAGGAUGGGACGUGGCAACAUGGGCCCGAGUACAUCUUCGCCGUUAACAUGAAUAUGACGAGGACACCGCGAUGUCCAGAGUACGAUCCGUCGUGCGGCGAGCCGUCCGGUUCUCGCAUCAAGUCCCGGCUGCAUUGCUACCCGACGAAGGAUAACAGCCUAGUCUGCAGCCUCAGGCAAGUCGAGGGCUACGAUAUCGGCGUGAGCGAGGAGGACGGGCACAUCGUGAACCGGCGGAAGACCGUCACCGACGCGCCCAUCGAGCUCCUCUACGACGACGAGGGCAUCGAGCGCGUGAUCGCGAGCCUGCAGACGAAGCCCUACGAUCUCAACAUCCUGAAGACCGUGGCCGAGCAGCUGCACACCGGCGACGACUUCGACGACAUCGGACACGGCACGUUCCUGGGCACCGCGCGAUCCACCAUAGGCAAGUGCAACGUCAGCUUCGCCGUUCAACGUCGUCCCUCGAUCGGCAACGCGGUGAGAGGUCGUCGCGGCUUUCUGCUGCAGCCGCUACCGGAAGGCUUGCGUUUGGGACACGGCGAGACGAUUGUCAUCGACAAGAUCGUGCAUCUCGACAACUGCAGCUGCUACGCCGAGAAUUACUAUCGCAGAUACAGCGACAGGGUCGUCUGCGAAGACGGACAAGCGGAUCUGGAACGUAUGACUAGUCGCAUGGAAAUCAGUGUCACGAGUUUCGCUUCGUCUACGACAAGGACAGGAACGGUGGAUUCGGAUGAUAGGACGUAUGAUGUGACGGAGGUGACGCAGGUAAUCUUGGAGGAUAUUCAACCUGCCGCGAGAGACCUGCCUGUGAUCGAGAAACCAGGCCAAACGCUGAUAGAAGCCAAUUACGCGAUAACUAAAAUGUAACAAAAAAAAUUUUCUUUGAUUAAUAAUAAGAAUAAUUACGAAAUAUGUGAAUAUGUUAAUUCAUUCCAAAGUAAAUCGCAGUGAAAGUUGCAAUGUGUAGAAUCGUGAAAAUAUAUCUAAAAAUAUAUACACAAAUUAAUGUAAUGUACAAUGUAUUACACGUAUUACAUACAAUAAAGCGACAAAAAAUUAA
Messenger RNA from Linepithema humile (Argentine ant), 1420 nucleotides. The record is from RefSeq and is a predicted model, not a curated record. NCBI's taxonomy places the organism in Eukaryota, Metazoa, Arthropoda, Insecta, Hymenoptera, Formicidae.